Molecule: messenger RNA, 1026 nt
Organism: Raphanus sativus (radish)
Lineage: Eukaryota; Viridiplantae; Streptophyta; Magnoliopsida; Brassicales; Brassicaceae
Product: peroxidase 13-like
Exons: 4
Coding region: 16-975 (319 amino acids)
Biological process (GO): response to oxidative stress; hydrogen peroxide catabolic process
Cellular component (GO): plasmodesma; plant-type cell wall
Molecular function (GO): peroxidase activity; heme binding
Source: RefSeq, a predicted model, not a curated record
UUAUUUACUCCAAAAAUGAUCACUACUGCAACAUUUUUAGUUUUGUUUAUUGCUAAUGGCCAGUUAAGUCUUUCAAAGGCGCAACUUCAUGUUGGGUUCUACUCAAAAACAUGUCCAUCAGCAGAAUCAAUCGUCCGUAAAGUAGUCCAACAAGCAGUGACCCGUGACCCGGGAAGUGCUGCUGUCUUACUCCGUCUCCACUUCCAUGACUGCUUUGUUGAGGGUUGUGAUGGGUCUAUCCUAAUCAAACACGUCGUAAAUAAUGAUGAGAGGUUUGCCGCGGGUAACGCCGGUGUAGGCGGUUUCGAUGUUAUAGACGGUGCUAAAUCAGAGCUUGAACGUUUGUGUCCCGGAGUUGUGUCUUGUGCUGACAUCGUUGCUCUUGCUGCUAGAGAUGCUGUUGUUGCGGCAAAAGGACCUUUUUACGAUGUUCCAACCGGUCGACGAGAUGGCCAGACUGCAGAAAAGAGUAACGCUGCAAAUUUGCCAGAUGUUGAAGAUUCCAUAAACACUUUGAAAUCAAAAUUCAGAGAAAAAGGGCUUUCAGAUUUAGAUCUUGUACUUCUUAGUGCUGGUGCACAUACUAUUGGUACAACGGCGUGUUUCUUUGUCGUACCACGUUUAGAUGCUAAAGAUCCGACUAUAAAUCCAGAGUUCUUCCAAGUGCUGAGGUCAAAGUGUCCUCAAGGCGGCGAUGUUAAUGUAAGGAUUCCUUUGGAUUGGGAAAGCCAGUUUGUGUUCGACGACCAAAUAUUUAGGAACAUCAGAAAUGGUAAAGGAGUCAUUCUAUCGGACUCUGUUUUGUACCAAGACAAUAACAUGAAACAGAUGAUUGAUUCGUAUGUGGUGACUAAUGGGAGUUCGAAGGCUAGUUUUGCUACGGAUUUCGCUAAAGCCAUGGUUAAGAUGGGUUCCAUUGGGGUGAAGAUUGGUAUUAAGGGAGAGAUCAGACGCAUAUGCAAUGCUACAAAUUAGUUUCGAGUAAUAAGAGCUCAUAUUUGAUUUAUACUAUUAAAUAUCCGAGUA